Cavenderia fasciculata is the source of this 3096-nucleotide messenger RNA. RefSeq lists its product as uncharacterized. Lineage: Eukaryota; Evosea; Eumycetozoa; Acytosteliales; Cavenderiaceae. Bases 1 to 3096 code for a protein of 1031 amino acids. The record is from RefSeq and is a predicted model, not a curated record. The transcript has 13 exons.
AUGAUAAAGUGUAGUGUUUUGUCAGUAUUAUUAUUGAAAGUACUACUACUAACAAUCUUUGUUUACUCAAGUAACAGUCAGUCCCUAACACAACCAGAGAUUGACUCUGUUUUAUUUUUUAUAAAAUGCGAUAAUCAGACCUCUGAUGGACAGUUUCAUGUUAGAGUAAUUACGUAUUUAGAUGUUGGUACUCCAAACCCCGAUAUCACACUCUAUCUACCUUCUUUGGAAUUAGUCACGAUUGGUUUUCUUCAAGCGGUACAAGUAGCGAAUCAAUCAAUCAACAUUUUAAAGUAUCUCUCAACGGUGAAGUCCCUUGUCAAUGUUGAAAUAGUAAAAGACCCCUCGUUUACAUACAUCCCCAAUGAAUUUACGAAUAUGGCGAACCUCGAUCGUUUGAUACUGAUCAACAACGGUAUUAAAACAGUUCCUCUCUCUAUACUCACAAAUAUGCCAAAACUUUCAAUGCUGCAUAUCAACGAGCCCAUUGAAUCUGUUUCUAUCCCUUCCUCUCGACUUGGUCUUCCAUUACUCUCAGCCAUUCAUUUUAGAUUAAAUCUAACCAACAACCCUUACAGUAUCACCCUUUCUUCUCAAACAUUUCCAUCAUUAUCAUCAGUGACAUUUAUUUUGGAUCAAGGUUCCAAUUUUACUUUAUUCCAUGAUUUUAAGGAUAAUAACACAAAAUCAAUUACAUGUACAGGUGUUGGUGCACAAUGUAACUUGGUUUUGACAAGUGCAUCUUUUUUAACACUCAUGUAUGUAGUUAUGUAUAUAAAUAAUAUUUUUUUUUUGUCUCAUGAUGAUACUUAUACUAUCGUGAUCUACUCUAGAAAAGUUACAGGAACCAUUUCACCAUUUCCAAUGAAUAAUACUUUUUAUACAGAUUUGAAAACUUUAACAAUGAACGACUGUAAUUUAAAAAAAUUUCCAUUUCAAUCUUAUCCAUCUUCCUUGCAGGUUUUUAAUAAUCUUGGUUUUGCCGGACCAAUCACCGACUCGUAUUUUACGGUUGAUCAAGCUUCACAAAUAUUUGCAACCAAUCAAUCAAGAUUUACAAUUACAGGUAAUAAUAUUGGAUGGGGUCAGUUACAAUCAGGAAAUACGUAUGGUUUGACUCGUAUCAUUGCCAACAAAGAGAUGAUCGUUACUUUUGCUCCGACUCCAAAAGUUUUGACCAACUAUACAUUGACACUAGCAACAUUUGCAGGAGCACCCAGUAUCAAUAUCUCAGCCAUUGACUCUGGGUUUAUUUUCAGGUCGGUUAGAGCAGUACAAUCGAUUCCAUACACAACCAUCACAAUCGAGUUGAAAACUUUCAACGAUCUUUUGGCACACAAUGUGACAGUGGAUGGUGUGACUAACUGUAACGUGUUGUUAUGGACCUCGACAACAUAUAAUUGUUCUGUGUAUCCCCAAACACAAGGUAUCCAUCAAGUCAAGUUUUUCAAUGACUACUCGUCGCUGUCCUAUGGAUUAGACUUUACAUUUGCCUAUCCAAUCGUCAAUAAUGUCCACCCUAUCAUCAUUCACCCACAAAGCAUAGUUACCAUGACCGGCAACUUUGGACCAAAUUUAAACUCGCCAUCGGUAACGCUUAAAAACGGUAUUGACCAAGACUCACCAUGUACCAUACAAUCAAUUACACCAACCACAAUUGUUUGUAAAGUCGAUCAGAUGGAACAACCAACUAAGUCUACCAAUUAUUGUUAUGGUAACGGUCAAUGUAAUGCAACUGGUCAAUGCAUUUGUAAUAGUAAUGCUUAUUAUAAUGAUUGUUCAAAACCAUAUCCAAUCAUUUCAUCUGCCAGUUAUAAUGCAACAAAUAACAAAAUAAUUAGUUUAAAUGGUGAUUUUGGACCGUACGGACAAUCAAACUUAUCAAUUAAAAUUAAUAAUACUUUGGAUUGUACUGUUAAUUCAACAUCCCAACAGUUAAUCAUUUUUCAAUUACAACUUGAUUCUUUGGAUACAAAUGCAAAGGAUAUAUUAUAUCUUAGACAACCUGAUAAUGGAGGUAAUAAUGGUACAACAACAACAUCUACAGGAGGAUCAACAGAUACACCACAACAACAAUGUGAAAAACAAACAUCAAAUUGUUAUGGUCAUGGUGUUUGUGAUAUAAAUGGAAUAUGUCAAUGUGAUAAGGAUUUCAACCCAGUUGAUAAUUGUUUUACAAAGUUUAUAAAUACAACGAUUACACCAAAUACAACAUCACCAACAGUAUCAUUUGAUAUUGAUGGAAUUGAUUUCCAAUUUGAAGUUGCAUCCAUUCAAGAAUUGGAUUUGGACAGUAAUAUUAUUAAAGAAUUAUUUAUUUCAAAUUAUACUUGGAUUGUGAAUGCAUCAACCAAUAAUAUUACAACUAUUGUUGAUUAUCAAUUAAAUACAACCCUUCCUUCCAUUCCACUUACCAACUCUUCAACAGACAUUAAUAAUAUCCUAUUCCAAUCAGUUAGUGUACUAUCAACGAUAUCAUUCUCUUCGAAACCAAGAGAUAUUCAAUUCGGAGAUCAACAACUUCACAUCAAUGCCAACUCGAUUAAACUAUCAGUCAAUGUUACAAAUUGGCAAUAUUCAUCCAACUUGGCAACACUCAGAGUUGUAUUUAGAACCAUCAUCAUCAACAAUCAAACAGUCGAAUACGAUUGUAACGACAAGCAAAUUGAACCAAUAACAUAUGAUUCAUUGUCAUCACUGCAAUACCUCAGAGUAAUCAAAGAUGAUAUUCAAUUCAAUGGUCGAUUUAUUGAUGUUGCAUUGUCAGAUGGUCGACCAACCUAUUCACAAACACAACUCAUUUCAUUGACACAAUCAACUAGUAAUGAUGAACAAUCGAUUGCAUUGAUUGGUAUCAACUUGCCUCAAUGUCAAUCAUGUGUUCUCGAUCCUGAUUUCUCGCCAUUAUUAAUUGACAAGAGUAAUGAUAGUGGAUGCGAGAAAUCAAAUACAUGGAGAAUCGUUGUUGGAUGUGUUGUUGGUGGAGCUGGUGCCAUAGCCAUUGCAACUGCAUCUAUCAUUACUUACAAUAAGAUCAAAAAGAGAAAUGCUAAUAUAUCUCGAGCAAACAGAUACAUUUGUAAAAUAACUUGUUAA